Messenger RNA from Closterium sp. NIES-65, 1038 nucleotides. The record is from the annotation of a GenBank genome assembly. Lineage: Eukaryota; Viridiplantae; Streptophyta; Zygnematophyceae; Desmidiales; Closteriaceae.
AUGGAAUAUGGGAGAAGGGGAUGGAAUCUGGAAGAAGGGGAUGGAAUCUGGGAGAAGGGGAUUGAAUCAGGGAGAAGGGGAUGGAAUCUGGGAGAAGGGGGUGGAAUCUGGGAGAAGGGGGUGGAAUCUGGGAGAAGGGGAUGGAAUCUGGGAGAAGGGGAUGGAAUCUGGGAGAAGGGGAUGGAAUCUGGGAGAAGGGGAUGGAAUAUGGAAGAAGGGGAUGGAAUCUGGGAGAACGGGAUAGAAUCUAGGAGAAGGGGAUGGAAUCUCGGAGAAGGGGAUAGAAUCCGGGAGAAGGGGAUAGAAUCUGGGAGAAGGGGAUGGAAUCAGGGAGAAGGGGAUGGAAUCUGGGAGAAGGGGAUGGAAUCUGGGAGAAGGGGAUGGAAUCUGGGAGAAGGGGAUAGAAUCUCGGAGAAGGGGAUAGAAUCUGGGAGAAGGGGAUGGAAUCUAGGAGAAGGGGAUGGAAUCAGGGAGAAGGGGAUGGAAUCUGAGAGAAGGGAUGGAAUCUGGGAGAAGGGGGUGGAAUCUGGGAGAAGGGGAUGGAAUCUGGGAGAAGGGGAGAAGGGGAUGGAAUCUGGGAGAAGGGGGUGGAAUCUGGGAGAAGGGGGUGGAAUCUGGGAGAAGGGGAUGGAAUCUGGAAGAAGGGGAUGGAAUCUGGGAGAAGGGGAUGGAAUCUUGGAGAAGGGGAUGGAAUCUGGGAGAAGGGGAUGGAAUCUGGGAGAAGGGGAUGGAAUCUGGGAGAAGGGGAUGGAAUCUGGGAGAAGGGGAUGGAAUCUGAAAGAAGGGGAUGGAAUCUGGGAGAAGGGGAUGGAAUCUGGGAGAAGGGGAUGGAAUCUAGGAGAAGGGGAUGGAAUCAGGAAGAAGGGGAUGGAAUCUGGGAGAAGGGGGUGGAAUCAGGGAGAAGGGGAUGAAAUCUGGGAGAAGGGGAUGGAAUCUAGGAGAAGGGGAUGGAAUCAGGGAGAAGGGGAUGGAAUCUGGGAGAAGGGGAUGGAAUCUGGGAGAAGGGGAUGGAAUCUGGGAGAAGGGGAUGGAAUCUAG